AGUUCUUUUUCAAAGAAGAUAAUGAAUAAUACUGUAAUCUUUGAGAAUGACACCUGUGAAAACAUUGAUGACUUCAAAAAAUAUACCUACCUACCAGUGUACAUCAUCACAUUUGUUUUAGGAUUUUGUGAAAAUGUCUUCUGUUUGUAUGUAUUCCUGAAGUUGUACAAGAGGAAGACUGCAUUCAGCAUUGUCAUGGCGAACCUUGCAAUUGCAGAUCUACUCUUUCUUUGCACGUUGCCUUUGCGUGCCCUAUAUUAUUACCAAGGCGGCAUCUGGAACUUUCCACAUUCCUUAUGCACAUUCAUGUCUUAUGCAAUGUACCUCAAUAUGUACUGUAGCAUCUACUUUCUAACUCUAAUGAGCAUCUUGCGUUACUUUGCUGUAGUGCAUCCACUCAAUUGUUUGAAGUACAGGAGUACCAAGAUGGUUCUGAUUGUGUGCAUUUUCAUAUGGGUAUUUUUGGGCUUAUUGGCCAGUCCUAUACUAAAGGAUGACAGUAUCACCAAGGAAAAUAAUACAACAUGUUUCGAUCCCGAGGAUAACGAUAAUAUUAAAAUAUACAACAUGAAUUUAAUUUCACUGACAAUGGGUUGUAUUAUACCCUUCUUUAUUAUCACCAUCUGCUACAUUUUUGUUGUUAAAACUUUGCUAACCUCAAAGACAGAGCAUGAAAAGCAAAAAAAUUCCCGCAGAAAGGCUAUUAUAAUGAUUAUCAUCGUCAUGGUCAUAUUUCUGGCCAAUUUUCUACCCUAUCAUAUUUUGCGGACUGUCCACCUUCACAUUAAGACCCUGCACAACAAAAACACAACCCAUGAUAAUUGUUUAAUUCAGAAAACUGUGGUGGUUACUCUAUGUGGUGUAGCAAUCAAUACCUGUUUGGAUCCCCUUUUAUAUUACUUUGGAGCAGAGUCCUUCAGGAAUAAACUUAGAAACCCGAGUACACUGAAUAGGCAAAUCAGAUUUUCUCCUAUAAUUAAUUAA
Molecule: messenger RNA, 984 nt
Organism: Amblyraja radiata (thorny skate)
Lineage: Eukaryota; Metazoa; Chordata; Chondrichthyes; Rajiformes; Rajidae
Product: cysteinyl leukotriene receptor 1-like
Exons: 1
Coding region: 22-984 (320 amino acids)
Biological process (GO): G protein-coupled receptor signaling pathway
Cellular component (GO): plasma membrane
Molecular function (GO): G protein-coupled receptor activity
Source: RefSeq, a predicted model, not a curated record